AUGGAUUUCCACCAUCCCUAUACGCCAUACGAUAUUCAACUACAAUUUAUGCAGGCCUUGUAUGCCUGCCUAGAAGAUAGCAAGAUCGCUGUAUUUGAAUCCCCCACUGGUACUGGAAAAUCUCUAAGCUUAAUCUGUGGUUCUUUGACCUGGCUUCGAGAUCACAAGCGAAAGGCUUUCCAAGAAACCGUUGAUGCAACAUGCGAUGACGAUGAGCCCGAGUGGAUGAUAGAACAUGCCAAACGGGAAUCUAGGCGUGCUAUUACCGAAAAGAGACAAGAAUUCGAGGCCCGACUGGCCAAAAUUCGACAAGAGGAAGAGCGUUUGAAACAGGCCCAGGACAGUGCAGACCGACCCCGUAAAAAGCAGCGACUUGACGACUCAGCACCGGAACUUGUCGACGACGACGAUCAAUUUGUUCUCGAUGACUAUGAUAGCGACACAGACAAUCAGAAAAAGCAGAAUGACUCAGGGAAUUCCGACGGCCUGUCUGCAAGCACUUUAGCCUUGCUAGAACGGUUUCAAGGGAAGUUCUCAACAAAGAAAGAUAAAGAGGAUGACGAAGACGAUGAGAUCAAGAUCUUCUUUUGCUCAAGAACACAUUCACAGCUAAGCCAGUUUGCCGGUGAAUUGCGACGAGUCAGCUUCCCAUCUAGUAUACCUAGCGACCUCGAUCCAGAGAGCAAAGAUGACAUCUCCAAGCUCGAAGAGCGUGUGAAACACCUGUCGCUAGGAUCCAGAAAGAACCUGUGUAUCAACCCCAAAGUCCGGGCCUUGGAGAACAACACCGCAAUUAACGAAAAGUGUUUGGAUUUACAGCAAGCGGGUGUAGCAGCCGACAAAAAGUGCUCCUUUAUUCCCUCCAAAGACGACGAGGCUCUGGCUCUUAAGUUCAGAGACCAUGCCUUGGCGACAGUUAAGGACAUCGAAGACAUUGCCCAGGUUGGGAAAAAGCUCGGAAUAUGUCCCUACUAUGCAUCUCGUCCAGUUAUCAAACACAGCGAGAUCGUUACACUUCCAUAUCCCUUGCUGCUGCAAAGAUCAGCCCGUGAGGCCCUCAACCUCUCCGUCAAAGGUCAUAUUGUCAUCAUCGAUGAAGCCCACAACCUCAUGGAUGCAAUAGCUGGCAUCCAUUCGGUGACUGUCUCACUAAGUCAACUGCAGACUGCCAUCGGGCAGCUGACAACAUAUGCCCGCAAGUUCAAGAACAGACUAAAAGGGAAGAAUCGGAACUAUGUUGCGCAAGUCAUCCGGUUGGUGAGCUCCAUUGCGGAGCAUAUGAAGUCAAUCUCUCAGCAAAAGGGACCACUGGAAGGCUCGGUGCAAACGUCAGAUCUCAUGGCUGGAAAGGGAGUUGACCAGAUCAACCCUUAUAAGCUCGCUAGAUAUCUACAAGAGAGCAAGCUCGCCCGGAAAGUUGACGGCUAUCUUGAAUCCUCGCAACAGCCACAACCUGGUCGGCCCAAGGAUAAGACAACAAUGCCAGUUUUGUUUCAUAUUCAAAGCUUUCUUCUUCCUCUUAUGAACCCUUCGGAAGAGGGGCGGCUCUUCUUUCAGAAAAUUCAAGACGCUGUUUUGUUGAAAUACAUGCUUCUUGACCCUACGAACCACUUUCGGGAAAUUGCCGAAGAUGCUAGGGCUGUUAUCCUAGCUGGCGGUACUAUGUCUCCUAUGUCAGAUUAUGUGAAUCAUUUGUUUUCGUAUCUGCCCCCGGAACGACUAGGGACAUUCAGCUAUGGCCACGUCAUUCCAAAAUCCAACUUGGUGGCGCAGUCCUUGACUCAAGGGCUGAUGGGAAACGAAUUUGAUUUUACAUAUGAGGCGCGAAAUUCCGAAAAAAUGAUCACCGACCUUGGGCGUACGAUAGCAACCCUCUGUCAAGUUAUCCCAGACGGUGUCGUCGCGUUCUUCCCCAGUUAUGACUAUCUCAGUCAUGUUCUGAGUGUCUGGAAGAAGCCCAUUCUCAACGGGAACGGCCAAAGCACUCUCAAUCUACUGGAACGGAAGAAGAAGAUACUCUACGAAUCUCGUGAAGCGGUGAUAGCUACAGACGAUUUGCUGCGGGAGUAUACCGAGGCCAUUGAAUCAGGAUCAGGAGCCUUGCUUCUGUCUAUCGUGGGCGGCAAGUUGUCGGAAGGCAUUAAUUUCUCCGACAGGUUAGGGCGCGGCGUCUUUAUCAUCGGCCUGCCAUUUCCCAAUAUCCGCAGCGCUGUCUGGCAGGCCAAGAUCCAGUAUCUCGAGGAGAAGACCUACAAACAGGCUUCUGGGUCCGAACCGGAAAGGAAAGCAGCAGGCAAGGCAGCGGGCAGGGACUUUUACGAGAAUACGUGCAUGCGAGCAGUGAACCAGUGCAUUGGUCGAGCCAUCAGGCAUGUGAACGACUACGCCGCUAUCAUCAUGAUCGACCGCCGGUAUGAGUCGCCGCGGAUCCAGCAAAAAUUACCUGGUUGGAUUAGAGGGAGCUUGGUCCCAGCACCUCCCACGCGGGCGGCUCAGAUGACCGUGCAAAGACUUUCAAAAUUCUUCGCCGAAAAAAGGCGAUAG
Penicillium samsonianum is the source of this 2544-nucleotide messenger RNA. RefSeq names its product DNA helicase (gene chl1). The coding region runs from base 1 to 2544 and encodes 847 amino acids. The transcript has 7 exons. Lineage: Eukaryota; Fungi; Ascomycota; Eurotiomycetes; Eurotiales; Aspergillaceae. The record is from RefSeq and is a predicted model, not a curated record. Gene Ontology annotation, molecular function: DNA binding; DNA helicase activity; hydrolase activity, acting on acid anhydrides, in phosphorus-containing anhydrides. Gene Ontology annotation, cellular component: nucleus. Gene Ontology annotation, biological process: nucleobase-containing compound metabolic process; establishment of sister chromatid cohesion.